GCGCUUUUGGGUCAAGAUUUCGUCGUUCCAUUUUCCAACACGACAAGCAUCGCCAUGGUGGCGGUGCCGCCGGAAGCGAGGCACCGAGAGCUGGAGGCAGCGCAAGAGGCGCUCAAGGCGAGGUUACGUGAUAUCGAUCCCAUUCACCUUCAACACAGACAAGCGUUCAUUCAAAACAGCCUUGCAGACGCAACCAAGAUGCAUAAUGGGGUGCCGCCUUUCCUGCAAAAUCUCGUCGAGGAACAAAAGAAGGACGAGGACAUUUACGACCAAUACAUCCGGGACGCGACGUUGCACAACCAACGAGCGAUUCGAUUCCAACAGCAAAUGGAGUCGCCGUUCGCAUCGUUGCCUGUACUAAAUGAUCGAUUCGCGUUGGUCGAGCUUCUCGGUGUGAGCACAUCGAAAGUUGAAGUGUGGAAAGCCGCCGACACAUACGACAACAAUUCGCUCGUGACACUCAAGAUCUCGUCGGACCAUCACAUGAUAGCCUACGACCACAAAGCGUUGGCACGAAUCGAUGUCCACGACACUGUCGUUCGUGUUUUGCGUGAUGGCGUCCUCACUACGACCUUCCAAGACACACAGUACUCGAUGUAUGGGCUAAAAUACAUGGAUAGCAACCUGGAAACGAUCCUCCUGGGCUGUCCCAACGGUCGACUCCCAUUUCUCAUUGCCGAAGCCGUGGCGUUUCAGGUCGCUCAUUGCAUUCAGCACUUGUGCAUUGAGGUAUAUCUACUCGGACUUGAAUCGAAUGUCCCUCUUCGAUGUUGGUCGUCGAUGGCAGGCUCGAGUUGCGCACUGCGACAUCCGCCCCGCCAACGUCCUCAUCACGCAGCCAUGGAAUGUCGCGGUAUGCAAUUUCAAGUCGUCGCGGAGUCGUCGGGAACUUCUCCCGACGAUUCCACACCACAAAGUGAAUGAAAUGGACGCAUCCUGCGUACUUUACGCCGCGCCUGAAUAUUUCAACUGCCUCGAGGCCCUCGGCAACACCGUGACAUGCGACACGGCAGACGUGUGGGCGCUCGGCGUGCUCUUCUUUGUCAUGAUCUAUGGCCAUCAUCCGUUGGUCCCUGGGCUCAUUGUACUCGACGAUGCCAUGAAACUUUCGUUUGUGGACCACCUGCGCAACUACAACGGGACAAUCUCGUUUCCAUCCUUCCCCAGUGUCCCUGCCUACACACAGCGCGUGAUCCAAGCGUGUUUGGAAAAAGACCCCACCAAGCGCCUGCAGAGCGAAAGCCUCGUCACAAGCGGAUUCAUUCAACGAGGAGGAGGCGAAUGACUCGAUUCAUGGCCGUUGGAUGGUUGAGUAGUAUUGUUGCGCCGCUGUAGCUCGUGGUGCCAGGACAUGAAGGCUGAAAUCAUGUAGCUACCACGGCAAUUCGUUCCUUGAUACCCUCCGUGACGAGA
Aphanomyces invadans is the source of this 1413-nucleotide messenger RNA. RefSeq names its product serine/threonine protein kinase, variant. The record is from RefSeq and is a predicted model, not a curated record. Gene Ontology annotation, molecular function: ATP binding; protein kinase activity. The transcript is spliced from 8 exons. The coding region runs from base 55 to 924 and encodes 289 amino acids. Gene Ontology annotation, biological process: protein phosphorylation. NCBI's taxonomy places the organism in Eukaryota, Oomycota, Saprolegniomycetes, Saprolegniales, Verrucalvaceae.